Calidris pugnax (ruff) is the source of this 4855-nucleotide messenger RNA. RefSeq names its product tetraspanin 14 (gene TSPAN14). Gene Ontology annotation, biological process: protein localization to plasma membrane; protein maturation; regulation of vascular endothelial growth factor signaling pathway. Lineage: Eukaryota; Metazoa; Chordata; Aves; Charadriiformes; Scolopacidae. The transcript is spliced from 9 exons. Gene Ontology annotation, cellular component: membrane. Bases 364 to 1176 code for a protein of 270 amino acids. The record is from RefSeq and is a predicted model, not a curated record.
GCCGCCCGGAGGGCUGGUGUUCCGGAGGGAGGGCUGGGCCUCCUGCGCGUCCCCUUUGUGUGGAGCACGGCUGCGUGCGGGCAGCGGGCGGGGCCGGAGGGGCGGGCGGGCAUUUCCGCGCUGCCUCAGCCCCCGGCAGCAGCAGGGAGAGGAGCGGUGGGGCGGCUCGGUUCGGCGGAGAGGGAACCCUACCGCUGAGUGGCCGGUCUGCGCUGAGGCGGGGAAGGUCCGGGAGUGGCCGCGUCCAUGGACUAGCCGAGGCCGUGGAGGGACUCCCGAGUACGGCGAUCGCUACCUCGCCCUCCUCGCAACUUGGCCAAACUUCGCGAGCAGGCUGCUGGCCCCGACGCUGUGCUAUAGAAGAUGCACUAUUACCGAUACUCUAAUGCAGAAGUCAGCUGUUGGUACAAAUACCUCCUCUUCAGCUACAACAUUGUCUUCUGGCUAGCUGGGGUGGCCUUCCUUGCGGCUGGUCUGUGGGCAUGGAGUGAAAAGGGUGUAUUGUCUGAUCUGACAAAGGUCACUGGUCUUCAUGGUCUGGACCCAGUGGUGCUUGUCUUAGUGGUGGGAAUAGUGAUGUUUACUUUGGGAUUUGCUGGUUGUGUAGGAGCACUGAGAGAAAACAUCUGCCUGCUGAAGUUUUUCUGUGGAGCAAUUAUGUUUAUAUUCCUGCUGGAGCUGGCAGCGGCAGUUCUGGCUUUCCUGUUCCAGGACUGGGUGAGGGACAGGGUCAAGGAAUUCUUUGAGAAUAACAUUAAGUCCUACCGAGAUGAUAUUGACCUCCAGAACCUCAUUGAUUCGCUACAGAAAAUCAACCAUUGCUGUGGUGCCCAAGGUCCAGAUGACUGGGAUUUUAACAUAUACUUUAACUGCAGCAGUGAAAGCAAAAGUCGUGAGAAGUGUGGCGUUCCUUUUUCCUGUUGUAUACCUGAUCCUGCACAAAAAGUUGUGAAUACACAGUGUGGCUAUGAUGUCAGAAAGAAGAGCAAGAGUGAAUGGGAUAAUCAGAUUUUUGUCAAAGGAUGCAUCCUUGCUCUUGAAGCUUGGUUACCCCGAAAUAUCUACAUUGUGGCAGGUGUCUUCAUAGCCAUUUCACUGCUCCAGAUUUUUGGGAUUUUCCUAGCCAGGACAUUGAUUUCUGAUAUUGAAGCUGUAAAGGCAGGUAAUGCCUUCUGAAUAUAGAAGUAUAUUUUUCAGUUAUUGGUUGGACACCAAUGUGGAAGAAAUGCACAGACCGUGAAAUACUCCUGUUAUUAAAAGCCUUAUGUGGAUUUUACCCUGCUCAUGCUUUUUGUUAGAAGCUGGUACAAAAUAUCUCCGAAUGCACAUCUGUCAACCUUUUUUCCUAAUGAGACAUCUCAGUGUACCAGCAUUGAUCUCUGAAGAAGAAAUGGAAUUUCUCAAGAUCUUGGCAGAACAGAUUGUACAGAGAUUGUACAGAGACAUGAAACUCCUGUAAAAUCCUUCCUUGAAAGAUUACAGUGAAGAUUGCUUUGUUUUCACUUGCAGCUAUCAUCAAUUCAAAAUACAAUCUUUUCAGGUGUGUUGAUUUCUUCAGAAUCUUGAAAUCAUUUUAAUCUGUACAGUAGACUCAUCCAUUAAUUUUUUGGCAAGAUACCCAGUAACUGUAAUCUUCAUGGUAUUGGAAAUUGGAAAAAGUCACAGAUUUUCUAGUUCUUGAAUUGAUUUUCAGUUGUGCAGAAGUAGGGGUAUUUCUGUUUGACUGGGAAUAACGUAGAUGUCUCAGGAGCAGGAACUUGUGCUCACCAUCAGAGCUUGAGUAACCCAUGCCACUUUGAAAAUGCAAGCCCUUUCUCAAGAGGGGAAAAAUCUGACUAUCUGUAGCAUUAUAUGUUAGAAAUGUCCAUUUCAGUCAAGGGGGUGUGAAUCCCUGGUGCUGUUUCCUGUCUGAAAAAGUGUAAAUAUUCUUUAUUUAUAGAAGAAAAAAACCUCUUAAAUUCUUAGCUUUUUAUUGAUCAGUAAUCUCUUUAAAAAGUUCUGUCUGCAAAAAUUUCAAAAUGCAUCUUGUUUCUGUAGGUAGCAAACACACUUAUGCUGGCUGUUGAUGGUUUUUGCCUUUCCUCUAGUUCCUCUCACAACUGUUAUAUUGAUUUUCACACAUCCUAACUGCUAAUAUCAAGACCGAUGAAAAACAUUUGAAUUCAGCAUUGAUCGCUACUGAAAUCCAUUUUUUUAAUGAGGAAAUACACAUUUAGUGAAAGAUGAGAGUUGUUGAAUUUUUAAACCUUCUGUAAACUAUUGAAUCAUUAGUUCUGCUUGUAUUCAGAUACCUGGUUCAAAUGCCAGUCACAGUAUGGUGAACUGGAAUGAUUUCUUCAUUCUAAUUUUCUGCAUCAAAGUGAACUGCUCACGCUGAAGUAAUUUUUAUUUUUAUUGGAAGAAAACUAAACUCUCCUUUUCCUGUCCUCCCUUCUUGAGGGUUCAAUGGAUGGAUAUGUAAUUCAGUAAGAGUUCCAGUCUUCUUUGAAAGACUUUGUCAUAGUAUUUUUAGCUUUAAGAUAGAAGUAUGUGACUAAAAAGUUCUUGGAAAUAGCUGUAGCUGUCAGUUUUACUGUAGGCCAUAUAAAUAACAUUGUUUAUUGCUUCCAGUGACACCAAUUUUUUCAGGGAGAGCAGGUUUAUUUACAGUGCCUAACAUAGUGUAAAUUUUAGAAAAGUGUAUAUUUUUAUAAUGAUAUUUUACUACGUGUAGUCUGUCUGAAAGAUUUAAUACUUGUAUUUCCAAAGUAUAUGGCUUUCUUAGGAAGCCAAACUUUUAAAUAGCUCUCUGAUGUCCUUUUUUCUAUUACUCAUGUAUUAAUGAACAUUUCACUGGCAAAAGCUCAUCAACAGUGAGAAUCUUUGUGUCUGUAUUGAUUGCCCAGACAUCCUUCUAGCUUUUAAUCUGUGAAGCACUUCACAGACAAUGCUGUACUUCUUGUGUACUUCAGCUUUCAUAGUUCUUUUUCUGGCCAGUGACUGAGACACAACAGGAAAAGGAAGCUUGUCUGAGGAUGCCUGGUUUCCUUACAGUAGCAGAGAAUGGUCUGCUGUUACUCAUCUGAGAAACCUGAAAGUAAAAUAGCUGGAGGUUCAGCAAUGUGUUAUUUUUUUAUUUUUAGCUUUGAUGUACAAUGAGGAAACAACAACAAUAGACCAUUGACCGGAGCACAAGAGGCAUUUCUUUUGUAGAGCCUUGGCUUUGAGGCCUGUAUUACUUAUAUUUUCAAUCUAGUCCAUUAGUAGCAGCCAGAAACUUGCUGCUGUUACUGCUACUUUGCAAACAGCAAAGCAGUGUCCAGCAACCUUGGCUUUAAACUCUGGUGCUUGAAACUUUACACCACCUCAUCAACCAAUUUACUCUGUUAAGGUUAUCCGAAAUAAUCCAAUGUAUGUAAAAUUGGAGAAGGCUCUUUCUAUUUGUAACUUUUGAUUUGUAAAACAUUGCAUUGAAAAUUGCGUCUAGGGGAGUAUAUUUCCCUUUGCCACUUUUUGAUACAGAAAUCUCCUAAUCCUGGGAAAUCAUUUCGGCAGUUGGUGAAAACCGUCACGGUGUCAAAGAUGUCUAUGGAGUUUGUGCACUGAAAUGAGCUGCUGACAAGAGCAAGUGUCAUGGAUCAGGAUUCCAGCGUCUGCAAAUCUUGCCAAGUCGCCUGAAGACAAAUGAAUACUUGGUUUCUUUUUGAAGUACUGUUUGUAUGCAAAACAGAAUUUAAUUGAAGUGCUGUCUUUCCACAGUUUGUUCUUAUUGGCUUUGGCUGUAUUAACACCGACUUUGUGUCAAAUGCUCCAGUUAUUUGGGACUGAAUUCAAGAGGCAUGUUCAACCUAUUUUUGAGGAUCUUUAAAUUCAUGGAGUGAUUUGUUUUCACUGUGGACAAACUCCUCUGCUUAUUCAUUAUCAUUUUUAAAACUCUGGGACUCUAGGCUGCCCUAUCUCUAGAUGCUUUGAAGUGCCACCCCCAUUGGUGGUACACACGGAUAGUGCAAUUUCAGACUUGGAAUGGGAAGGCUUUCUUACCACUUUCUACUGUAGUUAUAUUUAGCAUAUUCUCUGGUGAACUGCAGUGACUUCAUGGCUAAAGAUUUAGGUUAUGGUUUAAAAAAGUCUUGUCAGCAAAAGCGGUUGGGUGUGAGCCUGCUUCUAAAGCCUUGAAGGAGAAGCAAUUCAAUGAUCUCACACGGGGAGGUUUGAUAAAUUGUUGAUGUUGAGAUUUCGGUGGUUGCGUUUGGAACAACUCCACAAACACUACAAUGGAAACAAGGUUUUUAAUGAAGAUGUCCAAUACGAGAGCAGACUUGAAUAACUAGACUGAGAGAAGGAAGCUUUUCAGUGUGAUCAUUUUUAUUUUUCAAAACCAGCACAGUUUAUUUCUGUGAAGCAAUGUAUUUAUUUGUCAGUAUGGUUGACAAUGCAACUGUCCUUUUGUUUCUAUUAAUAUAUCUGCGUUUACCUGUACAUGAAGAGGAGGAUGAAUGUAAGGACUGAAAAAAAUACAGUGACCAAAGGACCUUUGAUUGCCUCCUGAAAACCUGAAUAUUUCUUCCCAAGGGGUCUUUAAUUUUGAUGACCUUCAUACAGUGCCAUGUGGAUAGACUUCUACCUUUGGUCCACUGAGGUUGAUGUGGCAAUUGGCUUAUAUGUAUAAUUGCCUUGUUUUUUGUCUCCCCGUUCCAUCCUUUCUUCUUCCUUCCCCCUACUGCCUGUGGGUUAUCAUGCAGCUUGUACCUUGUUUAGCCAAUGGAAGGGGAGGUUUUGUCUCUUCUUCUGAGAUGGCUUUUCUGAAUGACUUUCAGUAUAUAUAUUUUUUUUUCUCAAGCCUUAAAUUUGAUUAAAUAAAAUUUAAUGUUUUGUA